AUGGAGCCGGCGGCCACCAGCAUCCAGGUGCUGCUGCAGGCGGCCGAGUUCCUGGAGCGGCGGGAGCGCGGGGCGGCCGGUCCCCGGUACCCGCCGGGCCUGGCCGAGGCCGAGCACGGCUACGCCUCGCUCUGCCCCGCGCGGUCCCGCCGGGCCGUGGGCAGCGGACUCUCCCGCAGGUCGGUGCACAACGCGCUGGAGAAGCACAGGAGAGCCCAGCUCCGGUGCUGCCUGGACCGGCUGAAGCAGCAGGUGCCGGUGGGCGCGGGGCCGGCCCGCCCCACCACGCUGAGCCUCCUGCACCGUGCCCGGCUCCACAUCCAGAGGCUGGAGGAGCAGGAGCUGAGAGCACAGAGGGCCAAGGACCGGCUGCGUAACCGGCAGCAGAGCCUGCGGCAGCGGCUGGAACGGUUGCUCUCGCCCGGCAGCGGGGAACGGGCGCGGGCUGACAGCUUGGACUCGUCCCAGCUCUCGGAGCCCUCUGAGGGAGAGGAUGCGGAGAUAGAGGUGGAUGGUGCGGUGUUCGGCGGGGACCUGCUGCCUGGCUUCGGCACCGGGAGGGACCACAGCUACUCAAGCCCCCGCAGCCCCGCAUCCUGACGGCGCUCGCUGCCUUCCCUGCGCUGCCUCCUCC
Messenger RNA from Gavia stellata (red-throated loon), 634 nucleotides. It is a transcript of the gene MXD3, whose product is annotated as MAX dimerization protein 3. Gene Ontology annotation, molecular function: DNA-binding transcription factor activity, RNA polymerase II-specific; RNA polymerase II cis-regulatory region sequence-specific DNA binding; protein dimerization activity. The transcript is spliced from 5 exons. The coding region runs from base 1 to 600 and encodes 199 amino acids. Gene Ontology annotation, biological process: regulation of transcription by RNA polymerase II. The record is from RefSeq and is a predicted model, not a curated record. Lineage: Eukaryota; Metazoa; Chordata; Aves; Gaviiformes; Gaviidae.